CAUUUAGUUUCACAGAAUGCCAUUAUUAGACAGUCUCUAUCUGAUUGUUGGAAAUUAUUCAUUUCCUCAAAGAGAGAGAAUAAAUUGGCUGGGGAUACAAUCUUACACAAUUCACUUUCUUUGCCAAAGGCAAUAGCUGAGCAUUUCAGAGCCACGAGAAUGCUUUUGUUUUUGACUUUUCUGGCUCUUGGAGCUGCCAACACCGGUGCCAUUGCCUUAGAAAGUCCCUUGAAGAGGCUGGUGGCAGAGACCUUGACACUGCUCUCCGCUCAUCGGACUCUGCUGAUCGGCGAAGGGAACCUGAUGAUUCCUACUCCAGGACAUAAAAAUUACCAACUGUGUAUUGAAGAAGUCUUUCAGGGGAUAGACACACUGAGGAAUCAAACUGCAGAAGGGAACGCCGUGGAAAAACUGUUCCAAAACUUGUCUUCAAUAAAAGACUACAUAGAUGGCGAAAAAAAAAAGUGUGAAGGGGAACGGUUGAGAGUAAAAAAGUUCCUAGACUACCUGCAAGUAUUUCUUGGCGUGAUAAACACUGAGUGGACAAUGGAAAGUUGAGACUCAACGGGCUUGUGGUAGUGAUAAAGGAUGUUUUAUUGCCAUGAGAAUGAGGGCCAACCAAGGGCAGGGCCUUCCUCUUCAGUGUAAUUAAGCUUCCGAAGCAAAGUAGCAAGCAUUUCAGGCGUACUGCUGCUUCACUACCUCACCUAGGAGGCAGAAAACAUCAAAACAAAACAAAAUAUUCUAGAUAUAUUUCAGAUUCAGGAAUCAGGAAAGUAUUCGCUCCAGCCCAAAUGGUUGUAUACUUUUUUUCUUUUAUCUUAUUUAAAUACAACAUUUUGUAAAAUGUCUAUUAACUUAAUAUUAUUUAUGAAAUCACUAAGAAUGUGGAAAAUUACUAUUUAUUUCAUGUCAGGCUGUGUUCCAAUAAAACAAAAAUAACAACUCUGGUUCAAUUUGUUGCUGGCCUUUGUCUUAUUCUUGAAGUGAGCACAAGACUGUGUGAGAACAGGCUAUGUGCGG
Messenger RNA from Pipistrellus kuhlii (Kuhl's pipistrelle), 1023 nucleotides. RefSeq names its product interleukin 5 (gene IL5). Gene Ontology annotation, molecular function: interleukin-5 receptor binding; growth factor activity. Gene Ontology annotation, cellular component: extracellular region. The record is from RefSeq and is a predicted model, not a curated record. Gene Ontology annotation, biological process: immune response. The transcript is spliced from 4 exons. The coding region runs from base 160 to 558 and encodes 132 amino acids. Lineage: Eukaryota; Metazoa; Chordata; Mammalia; Chiroptera; Vespertilionidae.